GGAGAAGGAGCGGUACCGCCUGCCUGGUGGCUCAGCAGGAGGAGGAGGAGGAGGAGGAGGGGCUUGGGAGGAAGGGGGGCUCGAACGGGAGGAGGAGGACCAGGAGAGGGAGCAGACCGGGCUAGCAACACAGGCGCAGCUGUGGCAGGCGGCAGAGGAAGGGCAGGAGGAAGGGCAGGAGGAAGGGCAGCUGCUGGGUGCGCGCGCACAACACGGCCCGGAACAUCUCCAGCAGCAGCCGCCAGUGCAGGGAGAGGGGCAGCAGCAGCAGGAACCGGGGAAGUGGCGCUGGGCGCAUGCGGGCCGGUUGCGGUCCCUGCCCGGGCUGCGCGGCAUGAGCCGUCAGGCGCACCUGCGGCUGGUGCACGACGAGCGGCAUGGGCCCCCUCCCGGGGGCCUCACCGAGUCUCGCGCCAUCGAGCUGACUGAGAACAUCCGGCAGGCCGCCACCCUGCCGCAGCUGGCGGCGCUGCUGGCGGCGCAUGCGGGCGCACUCAACGCCAUCAACCUGACCGCGCUGGGAGCCCGGCUGGUGCAGCUGGCGGGGGCGGCGGGGGUGGGGGCGGGGGAGGAGGGAGUGGAAGGCGGUGGGAUGGGUGGAGAAAUGGGCGGAGUGGAGGAGGAGGCCUUGCAAUACCAGCAGCAACACCAGCAACAGCGGUACGAGCAGCAACAGCACCACCAGCAACAGCAGUACGAGCAGCAACAGCAGCACCACCAGCACCAGCACCACCAGCAGCAGCUGGUGUCCUCCCUGUCCCGCCAGCUGGGCGACCUGGUGCAGCGGCGGAUCCUGGAUCUGGAUCCCGAGGGCGCCGUCACGCUGCUGUACGUGUACGGCAAGCUGGGUCGGCGGCAUGACGUGCUGCCGGACCUGGUGUUCCUGGCGGGACGUAACCUGGACAUCUACCACUCGCAGGCCAUCUCCAACCUGGUGUGGGCGCUCGCCUCGCUGCUGCCGCACUCGACCCAGUGGGCGGACCGCGGCUGGUGGGAGGGGCUGUUCCUGUGCACGCAGGACCGACUGGCCGGCUACCCCACACAGAGCCUGGCGAACAUCAUGUGGGGACUAGGUCGCCUGCGUCAGCGCCCCCCAGCCGGCUGGCAGCGCAGUCUGUUCGCCGCCACCGCCGCCCGCCUGCACCUGUUCAGCGGGCAGGGGGCGGUCAGCUGGCUGGGUGGGGCGGCGCGGCUGCAGCUGCGGCUGCCCACGUACCUGCUGGACGAGUUCAUGAGGUACGGCGCCUCUCACCUGCGCUCCUUCACCGCACAGGGGCUGGUGAUGUAUCUGUGGGGUAUGGCCAAGCUGCUCACACUGGCCCGCACAUCGGAGGCCUCCGUCGUCCCCUGGCUCGAGGAGGCCCUCCUGCCCGAGCUCUUCCGCCGCCUACCCUCCCUGCAGCUCCGGGACCUCUCCACAUGCCUCUACGCACUGGCACAGCUGGGAUACCGGCCCACCGCAACACCCGCACCGCUCACUGCUGCCGCCGCUGCCGCUGCUGCUGCUGCCGCUGCUGCUGCCGCUGCUGCCUCCGAGACUGCGGCCGCAGAGCUUCAUGGGGAUGCGGGUGCGGGUGCUGCGGGUGUUGCUGCUGCUGGCGAUGCUGAUGGUGCGGGUGCUGCAGCGGCGGGGGUGGCAGCAGGGGCGGCAGGGGCCGAAGCCACAGCAGCAGGCUGGGGGAUGCGGGAUGCCCCCGACCAUGCGUCG
Astrephomene gubernaculifera is the source of this 1708-nucleotide messenger RNA. The record is from the annotation of a GenBank genome assembly. Lineage: Eukaryota; Viridiplantae; Chlorophyta; Chlorophyceae; Chlamydomonadales; Astrephomenaceae.